Messenger RNA from Pseudoliparis swirei, 4465 nucleotides. It is a transcript of the gene elapor1, whose product is annotated as endosome-lysosome associated apoptosis and autophagy regulator 1. Gene Ontology annotation, biological process: autophagosome assembly; positive regulation of vacuole organization. The coding region runs from base 96 to 3050 and encodes 984 amino acids. The transcript has 22 exons. Gene Ontology annotation, cellular component: extracellular exosome; late endosome; trans-Golgi network. Lineage: Eukaryota; Metazoa; Chordata; Actinopteri; Perciformes; Liparidae. The record is from RefSeq and is a predicted model, not a curated record.
GCGUUAAGCCACGCCCCCGGCCUGCAGCACCUGAGGGCGCAGCUCAACCCUCCGCUCCUCCGUCUCCAUCACUUCAGCACUGACGGGAGGUGACGAUGCAUCGAGGCCCGCUACACCUGCGCCACCUUUUACUGUGGUUGCUUUUUGCACAAAGCCGUGCAGAGUUGCCCAUGUGCAAAGAGUCAGAUUAUCACUUUGAGUACACAGAGUGUGAUGCACUCGGGUCACGAUGGAGAGUGGCAGUUCCCAACAAAGCCGACAUAUGCACAGGCCUCCCAGAUCCAGCUGAAGGCACUCAGUGCACCUUCUCUUGUAGUGAAGGGGAGUUCCUCGACAUGCAGUCGCAGCAAUGCCAGAAGUGUGCGCUAGGUACCUACUCUCUGGGCACCGGUGUGGCCUUUGAGGAGUGGGACAGCAUGCCUCCUGGUUUUGUCACCCAUGGAGUGACCACGAACGGCGGGGAUGCCCUCACAGACUGCUCCAACUCAACCUGGACACCAAUGGGUGAUUACAUGACAUCAAACACAGAUGAGUGCACUGCAACGCUGUCCUAUGCUGUGAGCCUGAAGCAGCCUGGGACUGUGUCCUUUGAAUAUUUAUACCCUGACAACAGCCUUUACUUUGAGUUCUUUAUUCAGAAUGACCAGUGUCAGUCUACGGACUCAAAGAGCCGGUGGAUGAAGACCUCUGAGAGAAACUUCAACAAAUACAAGACUGAGCUUAACAGCGGCAACAAUGUGCUGUACUGGAGGACCGCUGCGUAUACUCUGCAGGGCAGUGCUGUCAAACCUGUGCUGUUAAGAAACAUUGCCAUCUCAGGGGUGGCCUACACAUCAGAGUGUUUCCACUGUAAACCUGGCACCCAUAGUGCACAAGAGGGAUCUGCCCGCUGCCUCCCCUGCCCUGCUCAAACCUACUCUUACAAGGGUGCUGCCAUUUGCCACAAGUGUGAGCAAGGCACAUAUGCAGAGACUGGUUCAGGGAGCUGCAAACCGAGACCUGCAUGUACAAACAGUGAUUACUUCUACACUCACACUCCCUGUGACUCUGAAGGAAAGACUCAGCUUAUGUAUAAGUGGAUUGAACCAAAGAUCUGCAAUGAAACUGUUAAAGGAGCCGUGACGCUGCCCGCAUCAGGGGAGAAGCAAACCUGCCCCCCAUGUAACCCGGGUUUCUUUGUCACCAACUCUUCUUCCUGUGAAGCUUGCGAUGAAGGUUUCUACUCCAACGGAACAGCCUGUAGCAAGUGCCCUGUUGGCACUGAGCCCGUGGUGGGUUAUGAAUACAAAUGGUGGAACACAAUGCCGAGCAACGUGAAGAGCUCCAUCUUCCGUCAAGAGUUCGGCGACUCUGAACACAACACGGCAUGGGAGGUGGCUGGAGAGUACGUCUACACCACCCCUGGGGAUCAGGACACAGACUACCUGAUGCUUAUACUCAGUGUCCCUGGAUACAGGCUGCCUCAGUCCAUGGUCGAAGACAGUGAGAGGAGCGGGCUUUCUCGCAUCACGUUUGUCUUUGAGACCACGUGCACUGCUGACUGCAAGUUUUACUUCCUGGCGCAGGGGUAUAACCAGUGGAUCAAUGAUGUGGUGGAGCAGUGGAAAGGCAGCAACAGUAAACAGUCAUACUCCUACCUGAUCCAGAGAAACAGCACCGCCAGCUUCACCUGGGCUUUCCAACGAUCAGAGGAAGCUAACACAGAGAGAAAAUACAGCGCUGAUGCUGCAAAGAUCUUCUCCAUCCACAUCACCAAUGUUAUUGGAGGUGUGGCCUCUCAGUGUCGCCACUGUGCCCUGAGCUCCCCUAAGGCUGGCUCCGCCUGUGUUCCCUGCCCACUGGGUCACUACAUGGUCAACGGGACUGGAGUCUGUAAGAGCUGCCCACCGAACACCUUCAUCAGGGCCGAUCAGCCUGUGGGAGAGGCUGCUUGUGUUGAGUGUGGCCCAAACACACAGAGAAACCAGGCCCACACAGCUUGCCUCAGCGACUGUGCGUUGGAUGUGCAGACAAGACGAGGCGUGCCGCUGCACUAUAACUUCUCUCCUUUGUCCAACGCCACCAACUUCCACAGCAGCCCCAGUUUCACCAGCAAAGGCCUGAGAUAUUUCCAUCGCUUUAAUGUGGGUCUGUGUGGAAAAGAGGGCAGAGUACCGGCUACCUGUGUGGAAAAUGUCACUGAGAGUGGGAGAGAGAUCAAAGGUUACAUCUGUCAGUCCACUGUGGUUCCCUCUGACAUCAGGAGUCAGAGCAUGGUGUCCACCCAGCCUUUCAUCAUUGGUGACACACUCAUUGGUGUGACCACCGACACGAGCCUCAACAGCAUCUCAUCUCCAACAUGGCUGUUUCCCUCUGUGCCCAACCCGCCAGAUGUCAUCUUCUAUUACAAGUCCAGUGAGACGACUCAGGCUUGUAAACACGGCCGGUCAGCCACCAUCAGACUGAGAUGCAGCCCCUCAGUGACCGAUAAAGACCAUAUCACGAUGCCAAGCAACUGUUCAGAAGGGACGUGUGAUGGUUGUACUUUCCACUUUCUGUGGCAGAGCCAGCAUGCAUGUCCAGUCUGCACCAAAAACAACUACAGAGAGAUUGUCAGUGCUUGCAUCCAGGGAAUACAGAAAACCACCUAUAUGUGGCAGCAGCCAUUGCAGUGUUACGGAGGAGAGUCACUUCCAGCACAAAAGGUCAGCGCUUGUGUCAGUCUGGAUUUCUGGCUCAAGUUUGGUGUUUCCAUGGGAACGAUUGGUGCUGUGCUGCUCAUCUCUAUCAGCUGCUAUUUCUGGAAAAAGACACGCAAGUUGCAGUAUAAGUACUCCAAGCUGAUGGUAAGCUCUGGGGGUAAGGAGUUUGAGCUGCCCUCUGCAGACAGCUGUGCAAUAAUGGAGGGAGAGGACGCAGAGGACGACAUCAUGGACCUCACCAAGAAAUCCUUCUUCACCAAAAUGAGGUCCUUCUCCCGAGAGAGGACAUCAGAUGGAUUUGACUCAGUUCCACUAAAAUCUUCAUCUUUAUGCCAUCAAAGAGAGGAGGAAGACUCUGAUUAUGAUUAAUUCAGAAGAUGAACAGAUGCUUCUACCAGAGUGCAAACACACACACAGCUCCAGACCCAGAAAACAGACAUGGGCGGUUAAAUGCAUUAUUAUUACAAAAGAUACAGGCUUACCGUGAGAGUUUUAAAAUAAUAAUGUUAAGAUCAUCCAUUUUUUAUUAUUAUUUGUCAUAUGUUAGUUUGCAAGACCUGUAAUAGAAAGUCUCCAUAUUGGGGAUAUUCUGUAUUUUCAAAGCCCAUUGUGUAUUUAAAAAUUAUAUGAUAACCAAACUGUUUAUUAAGUUACAAUUGUUGUAGAUGUCUACAGGACUGUCUCAGAAAAUUAGAAUAUUGUGAUGAAGUUCUUUAUUUUCUGUAAUGCAAUUCAAAAGACAAAAAAGUCAUGCAUUCUGGAUUCAUUACAAAUCAACUGAAAUAUUGCAAGCCUUUUAUUCUUUUAAUAUUGCUGAUUAUGGCUUACAGCUUAAGAAAACUAAAAUAUCCUAUCUCUAAAUAUUAGAAUAUCAUGAAAAAGUAUACUAGUAGGGUAUUAAACAAAUCACUUGAAUUGUCUAAUUAACUCGAAACACCUGCAAGGGUUUCCUGAGCCUUGACAAACACUCAGCUGUUAUCAAUCUUUUUUUUAACUUGGUCUGAGGAAAUAUUAAAAUUUUAUGAUAGGAUUUUAGAGUUUUCUUAAGCUGUAAGCCAUAAUCAGCAAUAUUAAAAAAAAUAAAAGGCUUGCAAUAUUUCAGUUGAUUUGUAAUGAAUCCAGAAUGCAUGACAUUUUUGUUUUUUUAAUUGCAUUACAGAAAAUAAAGAACUUUAUCACAAUAUUCUAAUUUUCUGAGACAGUCCUGUACAUUUAACAUAACUGUGAAUGUAUAUUUUAUUUGUUUUCUACUUUCUUUUGUUAUGUUUAUUCGUCUAUACUGUUUAUUUUGUAUCAGACCAGCCAUCCAGUUCAGUCUUAAAAUGUUCUUUGGCAAUAUUGUAUGUAUUAUAUUUGCUAACACCUUUGAUAACCUGCUGCACGUAAGCGUAUUAUACGAUCUUGCUUUAUCGUGAAAUAAAGACAUUUUCUUCAAUAAAAAACAACAAAUGUGCAUUUCUAUAAAUGAAGUGAAACCUCGAAUACUGCCUUCAGGUGCUCUUCCUAGAAGCAUAUUAUCACUUCACAUUGCAUAUAUUAUAUAAUACUUGAAUGUAACUUCUUCAAAUGUGUGUAUGUGUUUUAUGUGCCUUAUAGAUAAAAUGUUUUGUGCUUGAAAAAUACAAGCAUUGCAUUUUAAAUCACUGCAUAUGUUAUAGAUGUUUUUAAUAUUUUACUGCUGAUUGUUAAAUCUAUAUGUCAUGAAACCCAAGUCAAAAAUAUGCAUGUAUCAAAAUGUUUCUCUUUUCUGUGAUUUCACAAGGAAGAAUAAAGUAUUUUACCCC